This is a messenger RNA of Cotesia congregata, 1602 nucleotides long. NCBI's taxonomy places the organism in Eukaryota, Metazoa, Arthropoda, Insecta, Hymenoptera, Braconidae. The record is from the annotation of a GenBank genome assembly.
AUGCCAUCGCUCCUAGAGGCUCUGGAGUUGAAGUAUGGGAGCACGGCUGGAGAUUGCUCUGAAUGUAGCUUAACAGAUGAAGAAACUGAAUUAUCAGGAUCACCAAAAAAUGCAGCACUUUCUGUCAGUAUAUUUAUUCCAAAAAAAUCACCACGUCACACAGUUCCAGCCUUACUAGUGUUACAAGAUUGUGACAUUGAGUGUGCUGGUAAUGAUGCCGAAAAAUUACGUAACAAGUGUAAAAAUGUCGAAGAGUUGGAUUUGGCACAAAACAAAUUAUCACAGUGGGAUGAAGUUUUUGGUAUUCUAGAGCACAUGCCAAAAAUAAAAUUUGUUAAUUUGAGUUUUAAUAGCUUAGCCGAGGCAUUGGAAGUUAAACACGCCAGAUAUGAAUCAUUGCGUAAUCUUGUGCUCAAUGGCACGCGAAUUUCAUGGGCAACUGUUCAGGAUCUAGUUAGACUGCUGCUUAAUUUGGAAGAAUUACAUUUGUCGCUUAAUGAAUUUAAGACUGUUGACUUGGAUCACCGUAAGCCUGAGAAUAUUAAUAAAUCUGUGAAGAAAUUACACUUUACAGGUAAUCCAGUUGAAAGUUGGUCGGAAAUUUGUAAACUCGGUUACUCAUUUUCGAAUCUUGAGAGCCUUGUUCUUGCCGAGUGUCCCAUUAGAUCUCUUGCGCUUGCCGAAGAAAAUCGCAAUUACGAUGAGAGAAGUUCUCCGUGUCAAGCGAUUCCGACUUUUGUCGAGCAGUCUAAGGAAGAAGAUGAAAACGAAAACGUCCCUUCAGAAUUCAUGAUGGUCCAAGAAAGAGAGCCUCAAGAAAAUGGCGAGGUGAGGGUGAAAACUAUGCCUGAAAAAAUAUUUGGAAAAGAAAACUGCACUGCCUACAACAGAAGCGAGAGUGAGUGCGAAAGUGGUAACAAAAUUCCAUCCUCGCAUGAUCCAUUUAGAAUGUUAAGAUUUCUUAACGUCAACGGCACAUUAUUGUCAACUUGGGAUGACGUUGAGAGACUUGCGCGGUUUCCUGCUCUCAAAUCUCUGAGGAUGCAAGGCUGUCCACUCUUUGAGAGUCCUCGAGAGUACACCGAGCACGAGAGAAGGCAGCUGCUGAUAGCAAGACUUCCAAAUGUAGAAACGCUCAAUGGCGGCGGGGUUAUAUCUUCGCAGGAACGCGAGGACGCUGAGCGAGCAUUUAUUCGGUACUACAUGGACAAACCGGAAGCGGAUAGGCCUGAAAGGUACGCUGAGCUUGUUGGUAUUCAUGGAAAAUUAGAUCCGCUGGUCAGUGUUGACCUCACGCCAGAAAAACGUGUCAAAGUUAAGUUUACCUAUGGGGAUCUCGUUGAGGUGCGAUGUGUAGAUGUCUAUAGAACUGUUUUUGAGCUAAAAACAAAACUAGAGUCGAUGGUUAAAAUUUCUGCCAAUAGAAUGAGACUUUUUUAUGUUGACCAGGUUAUGAAAACUCAGUACGGUCCAGAGGAAAUGCUGUACCCCAAUAAACAGCUGUACCGAUACAACAUUAGAAAUGGAGAUGAAAUAAUUAUAGACAGCAAGCUGAACCGCUUUGUGUCUUCAUCUUCAAGCACAUCCUCUAUACGAUCUUAA